AAGAUCAGCCUUCUGUAGAUUGUAGGUCUUUCCAACAAAUUCUGAUAGAUGCUAAGCGAAAAAUAAAAGACGAACGCGAGGCAAUGGGUCUUCUCACGAAAGAAUUGGUACCAUCUUUCUUGAAUAAAUUUGUGUCAAAAUCUGCAUUGACUACUACUACUCAACCUUCGUCGAACCAUUCUGUUGCGUUUUACGAUCGUUUACUUCCUGCUUUUGCACCAAAAAAGCCCCGUAGCGUGUUGGUCAAGAAACGUCUUUAUAUAAAGAUAUUAGGUCAAACAAUCUACACUGGAAACCGACUCAAUCAAGCAUAUAGCAAGAACGGUCUAAAACGGAAAUUUGUUGAAGAGGUGAAGUCGAAUAAUCAUAAUUCACGCAAGAAAUUAUUAGCAAACCCUCCGCCACCACCACCGAUUUCUCCUCCUGCUGCGUUAGAAGCGAAAAUAAAUGCAAUGGGAGGCUACGAUGUAAGAUUCGUGAUAGAGAAGAUGUUGUACAAAACCGACGUAGACAAACAUGAAGAUCGACUAUCAAUUCCCGUGAGGCAAAUACGAGACGCAUGGUUUCUGGACGAGGACGAGCAGAAGAUCAUAUACAAGAAGGGAGAAGAGUUGAGCGUAAAAGUAUUGGAACCGAGUGAUGAUCGUUGCGAUAUGAAGCUGAGCAAGUGGAAUAAGCCUAAUUCUCUUACGCUGAGGACAAAAUGGAAAGAAGUUUUAGGGAGGAAUAUGGAUAUAGUUGAUAAGGAGACAAAUGUGGUUGUAGAAGCGAAGUACUUUAAGAAAGGAGACAUCAUUCAGCUUUGGUCCUUUAGGAAACAAUCAGUCGAAGGUUUAAAACCUGAACAUUGGCUUGCUCUCAUUAAUAUGACUCGCAUUCAUGAAGAACCCUAAAAUUAGGAGUUUUUUCUUUCAGCUAGAGGAUGUUUUAUUUAGUUUUUGUUAUCAGAUUAUGUUAUU
Mercurialis annua (annual mercury) is the source of this 959-nucleotide messenger RNA. RefSeq names its product putative B3 domain-containing protein At2g27410. The record is from RefSeq and is a predicted model, not a curated record. Gene Ontology annotation, molecular function: DNA binding. The coding region runs from base 84 to 893 and encodes 269 amino acids. The transcript has a single exon. Lineage: Eukaryota; Viridiplantae; Streptophyta; Magnoliopsida; Malpighiales; Euphorbiaceae.